Capronia epimyces CBS 606.96 is the source of this 1371-nucleotide messenger RNA. RefSeq lists its product as uncharacterized. Gene Ontology annotation, molecular function: oxidoreductase activity, acting on paired donors, with incorporation or reduction of molecular oxygen; monooxygenase activity. Bases 1 to 1371 code for a protein of 456 amino acids. Lineage: Eukaryota; Fungi; Ascomycota; Eurotiomycetes; Chaetothyriales; Herpotrichiellaceae. The transcript is spliced from 6 exons. The record is from RefSeq and is a predicted model, not a curated record.
AUGAAUGCGUCCACGCACAUGUCACCAGGGCUGUGGCGACUUCCCAAUGGGCAAGCGUCCAACAAUGAUCUGAGCUACUGGGUCGAGUUGGCGAAGCUUUUGGAGAGCGGCAACUUUGACGGCAUCUUUAUCGCAGACACAUUGGGGCUGUAUGAUUUGUACAAAGGGCCAGAAAACAUCGGGCCUGCGCUGCAAUCCGGCGCCCAGGUGCCAUACUCUGAUCCCAGUGUGAUUAUCUCGGCAAUGGCUUAUGCCACUCAAUCUAUUGCGUUCGGCGUCACCGCCUCCGUGACUUAUGAGAACCCCUUCAUCCUCGCACGGAGGUAUUCGACGCUGGACCACGUCACCCGAGGACGCAUUGGCUGGAACGUGGUCACCAGCCACUUGGCCAGCGCCGCCCGAAACUGUGGCCUCAAGGAGGAGAUCCCGCACGACGAGCGCUAUGUGCGAGCCGAAGAGUUCAUGGACGCCGUCUACAAGCUCUGGGAAGGAAGUUGGCGGGAUGACGCUCUGGUCCGCGACGCCAAACGGGGAGUCUACAUCGAACCGGACCGCGUGCGAGCCAUCAAUCAUGAAGGGAAAUACUUCAGUGUAGCCGGCCCGAAUGCAGUGGAUCCGACACCGCAAAGAACUCCAUUUCUGUUCCAAGCUGGAGCUUCGAGCGCGGGGAAGCUCUUCGCCACCAAGCAUGCCGAAGUGAUGUUUCUCCCUGGCAUGAGUCCGGAAAACGUGCGGAAAAUCGCGGACGACAUCAGACACCAAGCUACGCUUCAGGGCCGAGAUCGAGACAGUAUCAAGCUGCUCGCCGGUAUGCUCGUCAUUGUUGACGAAACGGACGAAAAGGCACAGCAAAAAUACAACGACUUCCUGGAGGCCUCGGACCUCGACGGCGUCGCCACCCUUCUCGGAGGCUGGACCGGUGUGGAUCUGUCCGCUUUGGCCGACGAUGAGGAUUUCCACUUCACGGGGCCUGGAGCGGUACAAAGCUUGGUCAAGACGUGGUCUGCCACCGUCCCAGGCAGCGACAACGUGAAGUGGACGAAGCGAAGGGUGCUGCAAGAGCUUGCAAUGGCCGGUGCGCACCCGAGAGUGGUGGGCGGGCCGCAAACGGUGGCGGACCAGCUACAACGCUGGAUCGAGGUCGCGGAUAUCGACGGCUUCAACUUCAGCCACGCUGUGAGUCCGGGCACAUUCGAGGACAUGGUCAAGUACCUGUGGCCGGAGUUGAGGCGGCGAGGCGUCAUCAAAGAGGAGUACAAGGUCGUGGGAGGCGCCGCCAGAGAAAACUACCUCGAGGAUGGAUUGGGUCCGAGGUUGAGAAGAAAUCACCCCGGAGCGGCCUAUACGUGGCGUAAGCCAGAGGAAGCGUAA